UAGAUAAAAUGGAUCUGUUUGAUGUUCAUCGAGCGAGCAAUGGAGGCGACCGAAGAUUUGUUAACCAAGAUCCGUCCCCCUCGUCUAGAGGAUGCCGGCCUCGAGGACUGCGCACUUCCACCUGAAUCCAUCAAAGAGGCUUUCCUCAAGGCCGUAACGGCCGUCAGAUCUCGUCCUUCAUUUUUCUUCUCCGAAUCAGACGACGAAUCCGACACUGAAAAUGUGGAAGGUUGUGUCGUCGAUCCGUGGCCAGAAACAAAGGAAUCGUCCGAUAAAUUGUUUGGAAUCAGAGACGGGAUUGAUCAGCCUCCUUCUGAACCCUGCUCCUCCGGUGGAGGCGUGCCGGAAGUGGUGGUCGGAGACGAUGUCGCCGAGGUCGAAGAGCUGAAGAAGGAGGAGGAGAUAAGAGAUGCUUGCGUUGAUGGGUUGAAGGGUUUGAUGAUUGGAGAAAGAAAGGAGUUGAAGAAGAAGGAUGAAGAUAGAAAGGAGCCAACUUUGGUUGAAGGUUACAUUUGAAAAGAAAGAACCCUAAUUGUUGAAUUUCAGUUUAUUUCUUCUUAAGGGUUUUGGUUUGUUCAUGUAAAUUUCACAAUUACUUCAAGAUGGGGUUUUUAAGCUCCAUCUUUUUCUGUUUGGUAUAAGAUGUUUGAUUUGUCA
Molecule: messenger RNA, 657 nt
Organism: Impatiens glandulifera
Lineage: Eukaryota; Viridiplantae; Streptophyta; Magnoliopsida; Ericales; Balsaminaceae
Exons: 1
Coding region: 22-516 (164 amino acids)
Source: RefSeq, a predicted model, not a curated record